This is a messenger RNA of Beta vulgaris subsp. vulgaris (sugar beet), 2256 nucleotides long. Its product is annotated as organic cation/carnitine transporter 2-like. The coding region runs from base 602 to 2140 and encodes 512 amino acids. The transcript is spliced from 4 exons. Gene Ontology annotation, cellular component: membrane. NCBI's taxonomy places the organism in Eukaryota, Viridiplantae, Streptophyta, Magnoliopsida, Caryophyllales, Amaranthaceae. Gene Ontology annotation, biological process: transmembrane transport. Gene Ontology annotation, molecular function: transmembrane transporter activity. The record is from RefSeq and is a predicted model, not a curated record.
UCCGCAAGCUCGCACGCGCCAGUCGUUGUGACCUUGUCGCGCGAAUUGUCGAGGAUCAUCUCGCGACGAAGAAGAACAUUUCUGAAGGUUUUGUUAUUCGAUUCAUCAUGCUUUACUCUGAAGCUGGAAGUCUACAUAAUUCUCAACCAGGUCAAGUAUAUCGUGUGAGCUGAAGGAGAAGCAAUAACUUGCCAGCAUCCAGCUUACAGGAUUUAAUGAGUGUUUGAUUGGUGAAUUCAUAUACAAUGAAUUUUAAUUGGAGUUGGUCUAAUGAAUUUGAAGUCCCAGAACAGGUGCAUAAGAGCUACGCUUUGCUUUGUUAAUCAUCUGGAAUGAGCAAGAUCACCAACAUGAGGAGCAAGUGAGAGUUGGAAGUGUUGGAGAUGAAACAAUCUUCUAUAUUCUGGAAAUAGGAUUGGCAAUCUCGGAGAUGAUAUUGAUAUGAGGACACAGACCACACAUCAUGAAACUGCUCAGAAGGCAAAUAUGACACGUCAACAUAACACGAAUACGAAGCUGUCACGAACUAGACGGGGUUUGUAUGAAUGGAAUCUUUGCUGGAGCAGUAUGAGCUUUGCUGUAGUGUCUGACCCAGAACCAAAUGGAGGAACACGAUGAUGAGAGAGACUCAAGAAUGGCAGCUCCACUGUCUGUGGAAGAGGUGAUUGAGGGUAGUCUUGGAAAGAUGAAUUGCGCUCAGAUGAUGCAAGCCAUCUUUGCAUCUAUUCUUCCAUUGUUCGACAACCAACAGACGUUCAUUAGUGUCUUCACAGAUGCUCAACCAGUAUGGCAUUGCACCAAAGAUGAUCAAACAAGCAAUAGUUGCUCCAGAAAAACUAAUAUUUGUAGUCUUUCCAGGAGUGUCUGGGCUUGGAAUGGAAAUAAGCACAGCACAAUCAUAUCAGACUGGGAUCUCCAAUGUGCCAACUCUUUCGUCAAGGGUUUACCUGCGACUUCCUACUUCGUUGGUUGCUUGUUAGGUGGGUUUUUGCUUGCCUCCCUUGGCGAUUCAUCGUUUGGGAGAAAGAAUCUUCUCUGUCUCUCUUGCUUGAUUAUGUCACUAGCUUCGCUUGCCUCCGCCUUCUCUCCUAACAUCUGGGUUUACUCCGUAUUUCGUUUCGUUGCUGGUGUUGGUCGUGUAUCUAUUACCAUUUCUUCUUUUGUCCUCUUAUCGGAGAGGGUUGGCAAGCGGUGGAGAGGACAAAUAGUUAUGCUCGGUUUCCUCUCCUUAACAUUGGGAUUGUUAUCCUUGACUACUUUAGCUUACCUGACUCGAAAUUCUUCAUGGAGAAUUCUUUAUCUAUGUACUUCCAUUCCCGGAGUCAUCUGUUCUAUAUUAACUCAUUUCUUCCUUUGUGAAUCUCCAAGGUGGCUCUUCAUGAGGGGACGCACAACAGAUGCGGUAAACGUUCUGAAAAGCAUUGGGUCCCUGGAUGAUCAUCUCAGCUCUUCAUUGUCAAAUAUGCUAGUAUUCAAACAAGGUAUCCCCAACACUAACGGUAAUAAUCCCUUUUCUUCUGUCAAGAUAUUAGUCAAGAAAAGAUGGGCAAUUCAAAGGUUGAUAGUAGCUAUGGUACUUAGUUUUGGCGUUGGAAUGAUGUACUUCGGCAUGUUGUUGGGUGUUGGAGGCUUGGGUCUCAACAUAUACUUGAGCUCAAUAUUUAAUGCUCUACUAUUACUAUCAUCUUCCCUGCUUACUUUCCUUUUCUGGAUCCCAAGAUGCAACAGGAGGAGCUCAGUGUUGGGAUUUUGUACAAUUAGUGGUGUUGCCAGCAUAAUUUCCAUUGUAGCUGGUCAUCACCAUAAGAUUGUACAUGUGGGCUUAGAACUUAUGGCCCUCUUUUGUGCUUGUAUGGUGUUUAAUAUCUUAUUUAUGUAUGUAGUUGAGUUGUUUCCAACUUGUAUCAGGAACACUGCAGCCUCACUGUCGAGGCAAGCACUGCUCUUCGCGUCUAUCUUUGUCCCUGUGUUGGUGGUGAUAGGGAGGAGAAUCCAACUCUUCUCUCAUCUAAUCUUUGGAGUGACCAUUCUUUCUUGUGGCCUUUUGGUCAUUUUUUUGCCAGAAACUAGGGGCAGGGUGUUAUGUGAUUCCAUGGAAGAGCAGGAAGCCCAAGAUAAAAAUCGCUCUUUCCAUGCCUAAUUUAUGAUGAAUUCCAUUGUUUUGUUACAUUGUAUUGAUUAAUCGGAUAGGAAUUUAGCUGUCAACUAUGUUAUCAGUCAUUCAGUUGUUUGAUCAAAUAAACAAGCUUUGUAGUA